CACAACACACACCAGACCCACAGAAGAUCGUUUGUGCGAACCUCGAGAGGGAACAUGAGCGCUGUUGUUGCGGACCUCGACAACUCCUCCACGCCGCAAGACACAAACACAAACACGAAUGCCGGGGCGGGUGAAGGUGGCGGGGUUGAGACAAACGAAGGCACACCCGAGAGCAAUAAGCAGCAUGACUCGAACGUGGUAGACGUUGCCGGAUCCAGCGCUGGAGGCGUGCCCGUACUCAGCCCGAAACCACUCUACGGCAAGGGCGGAGUGGUAGCGGAGGUGGCUGACGAUAUCGCUGCCGCGGUGGAUGCUUUCACCGUGCCGACCGGUUUCGCGAGAAAGGGCUCCCGCAUCGACUCGUUCAAGUACUCGCUCGGAGUGUACGUGGAGCAGAGCGCAGGCGCCAAACACAAGUAAGUACUACUGCCUGGCUAGCGCAGAGUGUCGGAAGGGUAGGAAGGAGAUUCCGUGUCCACGGGGAGACCGCAGCAACGUCAACACGCACCUCAAGAGAAAGCACGGCAUGCAGGGGACCGAAGGAGCGAAGAAGGACGCCACCAGGAAGGAGGGGCAAGGAACCAUCAGGUCGGCGUUGGUCGCGAGCGCCAACUCGAGCCUCGGAAAG
Ectocarpus sp. CCAP 1310/34 is the source of this 628-nucleotide messenger RNA. The record is from the annotation of a GenBank genome assembly. Lineage: Eukaryota; Phaeophyceae; Ectocarpales; Ectocarpaceae.